Molecule: messenger RNA, 1241 nt
Organism: Glossina fuscipes
Lineage: Eukaryota; Metazoa; Arthropoda; Insecta; Diptera; Glossinidae
Gene: speck
Product: dopamine N-acetyltransferase
Exons: 4
Coding region: 233-1087 (284 amino acids)
Molecular function (GO): N-acetyltransferase activity
Source: RefSeq, a predicted model, not a curated record
AAAAAAUUUCAUUGUAUGAAACAAACUAACAAGAAGAAAAAAUAAAAAUAAGAAAAAAAGUUAAAAAAAUUGUACUCAACAAUAGCGAAGGAAUAAGUGAUCGUUCGUUAACUUUAUUUAUGCGACAGAUAGAUUUGUUGUUGCUUUUCCCGACACGGAUCUUUUGAUAUUGUAAACUUUUGAGCUAACAUUUUUUCUUUAAAUAUAAAUCGCAUUAAUUGAAUCCAUUAAAAUGGAUAUAAAAAAUAUGUCCGAUUACUUUAAAGCCAAUUGCACGUUUGGUAAUAAAAAUGAUUCGAUUAAACGCGUUAUUGAUGCCGGAUAUGGGCUUUCGAAGUUAUAUCCAAACACAAAUUUUGUCCAUAAAAUGGAAAAUAUAUCAAAGAUUGCACCAUUAAUAACCCAAACACCGAAUGAUGCCGCUUUCACUAUUGAAUUAAUUACCGAAGAAGAUACUGAUGGUGUACUGGAAAUGCUUAAAACAUAUUUCUUUAAGGAUGAACCAAUAAAUACUUUCCUUAAUAUUGGCGAAUGCAAAGAAUUGGAAGAAUUCUCUUUAAAAUGCUUAAAAGAUAAUUGUUCCUAUAAAGCUGUUACUAAAGAUAAUGAAAUUAUCGGAGUAUUUUUAAAUGCUCUAAUGUAUCGUCCGGCUGUAGAUGCUGUUCCUGAAAAGGCUGCUGAUGACUGCGAACAUCCAAAAUUUAAAAAGGUUCUUGGCCUUAUGGAUUAUAUAGAAGAGAAUUUUAAUAUUUUCGAUUUAUAUCCGAAUACGGAUGUCAUAUUGGAUGGUAAAAUUGUAUCAGUUAAUACAAAUUAUCGUGGAAUGGGUAUUGCAGGCAUGUUGACUGAAAAGACUUUGCAAUAUAUGCAGAGUCAUAACAUUCCCGUAAUGCAUGUCCUAUGUACAAGUCAUUAUUCGGCACGAGUCUUGGAGAAGUUGGGAUUCCAUGAAGUUUACCGUCUCAACUACGACGAUUAUAAAGUAAAUGAUGAAGUUGUCCUCAAACCCAGCGAACCUCAUGUUGCGGCCCGUAUUUUAGUUAAGGAAAUUGCUGAUCUAAAGAUCAAUAGUAACGGUAAAGCCUAAAUUAAUGAGUCAAUUAGCAUAAAAAAGAUGUUUCUAUUCCUUCUCAAUUAUCAAUCGAUCAAUUGAAUCGCUCGCUUGAUCGAUUAACUGUUAAACGGUUGUUUUCGUUGCAUUGCAUAUUGUUAAUAAUAAUCAAUUAAAACUUUGUAAAUUG